Labeo rohita (rohu) is the source of this 980-nucleotide messenger RNA. RefSeq names its product C-X-C motif chemokine 11. Lineage: Eukaryota; Metazoa; Chordata; Actinopteri; Cypriniformes; Cyprinidae. Gene Ontology annotation, biological process: inflammatory response; chemokine-mediated signaling pathway; antimicrobial humoral immune response mediated by antimicrobial peptide. Gene Ontology annotation, molecular function: CXCR chemokine receptor binding; chemokine activity. The transcript has 4 exons. Gene Ontology annotation, cellular component: extracellular region. The record is from RefSeq and is a predicted model, not a curated record. The coding region runs from base 99 to 437 and encodes 112 amino acids.
CACUACAGCUCCACUAGCACUUACUACUUUCUCUGAAAGCUCAGCAAACCAGUGAAGCUGAUCCUUUUGCAUUUCUUACCUAUUUAUUACACUUGCAAAUGGCAUUUUUACCCAGAGCCCUUCCUCUGCUGCUGCUUGCAGUAGUUUGUAUUCAACUGAGUGGAGUUCUAGCUGACGGACCUGACAGGUGCUGGUGUUUGAACACUUUGAAGAAGCGUGUCCCGAAAGAAGAUAUUGAAGAGUUUUCUAUUUUCCCCAAAAGAUCAAAGUGUGAGAACACUGAAAUCAUACUGACACUGAAACCAGUGAAUCACAAAACUGAUGGCGUCCAGCGCUGCUUGAGUCCAGACACAAAACAAGGCAUUAACCUGCAGCUUUGCUGGAACAGGAAGAACGUCAACAACACCUCCACAUUAAAGAUAUCCAACUGCUUCUAAAGCCAUAAAGAAAGUGCAGAAGAGCAUGGGAGGACAGAAGGGGGGAUCUGGAAACUCUAGAAAUCCAGAGAGUGGAAUUCUAUCCUGUCACAUGACCCGCACUGGCCAAUUAGAAUCCUGGGAUUUGAGUGUUGGCCUCAUGCAGCUGAUGGGAAAUCACAGAAGCCCUGAAAACACCCGGAGCACUGCCAGUAACCGCCGGACGCAGAUGUUGUCAGCAAAAGCCUUUGGAUUGAAUCCACUUGCUGAAUGACUGAAGCACUGAAUGUAUCAUUACUCCACGCAGUAUUUAAAUCACUGUAUUUAAAUAGGUUUAUAAAUUAACUUAUUUUAUAAUGCUAAAAGUGUUGAAAAUGUUUUACUUUUACUAUUUUUGUCUGACCAGGCCCUGUUUGAUGUGUUAGGACUGACGGAUUCACAUUACAUUAUUUCCUUGACAUGAAAUUUUAUAACACAUGAAGUAUAUUUUCAGGCGACUUAACAAUAUUUUUAUAAUGCAGGCGACUUUUGUACUGUUUUGUAAUAAAAGCCAGUUUCAAGUCA